Molecule: messenger RNA, 1848 nt
Organism: Menidia menidia (Atlantic silverside)
Lineage: Eukaryota; Metazoa; Chordata; Actinopteri; Atheriniformes; Atherinopsidae
Source: the annotation of a GenBank genome assembly
GCGCCCCCACCCCCCUCAGUUUGGAUGGAAGGAAAGACUUUUCAAGGAGCUGCAAAAGAGUUUGCAAAGCCCGACGAGGAGAGACGGACCAGGGCGAGCAGAAGGAGCUCCAAAUGUGAACAGAGACGGCGGUGACUUUGUGCCCAGAGCUGUGGAAGUUUGGGUAAAAAGACCGUUAACUGGGAGCGCUGCACUUUAAAAUAACUUCAGCAAACAUCUCUGCAACAAUGGACUCCGUUGAAGACUAUAGUGUGAACUACACCUAUGAGUAUGUCCUGGAAUACGGUGAUUUUGAUGACCUUAAAGUAGACCACAGUCAGGUGGACCCUAUACACAUCAUCUCUGUAGUAAUCUACAUCAUUUCCAUUGUUUUUGGCCUGAUCGGGAAUGGAACGGUUAUCUGGUUGACUGCAUUUAAAAGCAAAAAGACCAUCAACGCUGUCUGGUUGCUCAAUCUGGCCGUGGCAGACUUUGUGUUUGUGCUGUUCCUGCCUUUCUACAUUGAUUACAUUCUGCGGGACUUCCACUGGAACUUUGGCGUGGCCAUGUGCAAGAUGAAUUCCUUUGUGUCUGCAAUGAACAUGUAUGCCAGUGUCCUCUUCAUCACCGUGCUCAGCAUAGACCGAUAUGUCUCUCUGGUGCAUCUCAACUGGUCUCAGAGGUACCGCACUAUCGGCAGGGCCUGGUCUGUGUGUGGCUGUAUUUGGGGUCUAGCUGCAGCCCUGAGCUGUCCCGCCUUGAUCUUCCGUGACACCAUACGCGUACACAACAAGGUGCUGUGCUUCAACAACUUCCACACACAGGACAGCUACACAAUGGCUAUGAGACACGUGAUAAUAGUGGCCAUCCGCACCACAGUCGGCUUCCUUUUCCCGUUUACGGCUAUAUGUGUGACAGGCACACUUCUGUCAAUCAAAGUGAAAAAGUCUGGGGGUUCGGUUCCCAUAUCCAGUUUCUCCAAAACAGUCACUGCAGUCAUUUUGGCUUUCUUUUUAUGCUGGGCACCUUUCCACGUUUUCAGCUUGAUGGAGUUAUCCAUACAUUCUACCUUUUAUCUCCACAAUGUUCUGAAGGCUGGCUUCCCCCUCACCACCAGUUUAAGCUUCUUUAACAGUUGCAUUAACCCCCUGCUCUACAUGUUCCUGAGCAAGAGGGUGCGUGUCAUCCUAAAGCAUGCAUGCCUGGACAUCACUAAGAGCUCACUUAAAGAGCUCAGUCAGUCCAUUUCCGCCACAGACAUUGAGUCUAUACCAGGGGCUCAUCCAGAUCACUUCCCAGAGGAGCCCGUGGCCUCAUCAAAUCUAUGAACGCAAUCAUCCUAACAAGACUGUUCACGCAGCGUCAAUGACGAAGAUUAUCAGAGCUAUUUAUCCCAGCUCCAGUGUUCAGAUUUUCCUAUUUUAUUUCAUUCCUACUGUUACGCCUACUUCAGCUGUCAAUUAUCCUUGAUGGAAAAGCUGAAUAGAAGUUAAUAUAAUGUGCACAGGCAGUUAAUAUAUUUACAUUCGUUUGCAGAAGCCAAGUUAUCAGCACAGAGACAGACAGCUGGGAAAGUUGUUAAUUGAUCAGUGGAAAAUAGUUCUGCAAAAGGGAACACCAAAGUCAGAGCAUAUUUCAUACAUUUAAUUCUUUUUUACCUUUAUAUGCUAUUAAUAGUUGUCUGAUUCUUUUAAAAGGAUACACGUACAGCGGAUAUUGACUUGUAGUAAUAUUUUAGUAUAUUAUAUGUUUUACAUAGCCCCAUGUAGACUUUUUAAAAUCAUGGUUUAAUGUAUCUGUAAGAUUUUUUUUUACCAGUAAACAGGAGUGUAGUUAUGUGUAAUCCUAAUAUAUUUCAAAUAAAUAUGC